GUUCCUCUGGGCCACCUGCUCAGGCUCGGUUCUACAGACCGGUUCUGACCGAAUGGAGGACCUGAUGCGUUCAGGGUCCUGAUACCGGUAUCAGGUCCGAACCAGCCUAAAACCGGCCCCGGUGCGUUCAGCUUGUUUUCCGCCUGCAGACUGUCGUGUCCUCCCGUCCAGCAGGGGGAGCCUCUGAGCCGCUCAGUCAGCCCCAACAGGAGGUUCUAAAAGCGGGUUCCCUUGAACUGGACCUCGGGUCCACGCUCCGGUUCGAACAGAACCUCCAGCUUCAAGAUGAGUCCGACUCCUCCCAGAACCGUCUUCCCCGACCCGAGUGGACCACAGGACUCCCCGCCCAAGGCUCCGCGCAGGCUGAGCUUCAGUGGGAUCUUCAGGGCCUCCAGGGAGUGGAACCAGCAACCCGGGUCGACCCACAAGCUGAUUGGACGGAACCACAGAGACAAGGCCAGAGCCCCCUCCUCCCACAGGCAGGUGGGCGGUUUCCACCUGGAGACGUACCUGACGGAGCCACGGCGCCCAGAGGCCAGCAGGCCGCGCUCCUACUCCUCCCCUCCUGACGCCGCUCACCUGGCUACCUCCACCUGCAGCUCUCCGCCCCCUCAGGCCCCGCCUCCACCUGCCUCUGCUCACACCUGGAGCCAGGUGGAGGUCGCUGGCGGCAUGUCGGAGCAGCCGGAUCAGACGGAACCCGGAGAUGCCGGAUCCGAGGAGUCGGAGAGAGACAUCUACAUGCGGUUCAUGAAGUGCCACAAGUGCUACGACAUCGUCCCCACCAGCUCCAAACUGGUGGUGUUCGACACAACGCUGCAGGUGAAGAAGGCCUUCUUCGCGCUGGUGGCUAACGGGGUGAGAGCAGCUCCUCUGUGGGAGAGCAAGAAGCAAAGCUUUGUGGGAAUGUUGACCAUCACAGACUUCAUCAACAUCCUGACCAGAUACUAUAAAUCCCCCAUGGUGCAGAUCUACGAGCUGGAGGAGCAUAAGAUCGAGACGUGGAGAGAGCUGUACCUGCAGGAGACCUUCAAACCUCUGGUGCACAUCUCACCUGACGCCAGUGUGUUCGAAGCGGUCCACUCCCUGAUAAAGAACAAGAUCCACCGGCUUCCUGUCAUCGAUCCGAUCAGCGGCAACGCUCUCUACAUCCUGACUCACAAGAGGAUCCUGAAGUUCCUGCAGCUCUUUGUGUGUGAGAUGCCCAUGCCGGCCUUCAUGAAGCAGACACUGGAGGAACUUGCGGUGGGAACGUACUCCAACAUUGCCUACAUCCACCCCGACACACCGCUCAUCACGGCCCUGUCUGUGUUCACACACCGCCGGGUCUCUGCGCUGCCCGUGGUGGAUCAUAGCGGGAAGGUGGUGGACAUCUAUUCCAAGUUUGACGUGAUUAACCUGGCAGCUGAGAAGACCUACAACAAUCUGGAUGUGACGGUCACCCAGGCUCUAAGACACAGAUCGCAGUACUUUGAAGGCGUCAUGAAGUGCAACAAGCUGGAAACGCUGGAGACCAUCGUGGACCGGAUCGUGAAGGCUGAGGUCCACAGGCUGGUCGUGGUUGACGAUGAGUCUCAUAUCAUUGGCAUCGUGUCGCUGUCGGACAUCUUGCAGGCGCUGGUUCUGAUGCCUGCUGGACUGGGGAGGAAGGAGUCCAUCACCUCCCAACCAGAACCCCUGAACCCAGCGGAACCAGAACCAACAGCUCCAAAUGGGUCGGACCAGGACCCUGUUCUGGAGCCGGAGGCAGAAAGCAUCCCGGGACCAGGAGGCGAGCCAGAGACAGAAACUGAAACUGAUCACAACCAGGACCAGAACCAGGACCAGGAAAAGAACCAAGACCAGAACCAAGACCAGGACCAGGAAAAGAACCAAGAGCAGGACCAGAACCAGGAAAAGAACCAAGACCAGGACCAGAACCCAGACCAAGACCAGGACCAGAACCAAGACCAGGACCAGAAUCAGAACCAGGAAAAGAACCAAGACCAGGACCAGAACCAAGACCAGGACCAGAACCAAGACCAGGACCAGGAAAAGAACCAAGAGCAGGACCAGAACCAGGAAAAGAACCAAGACCAGGACCAGAACCCAGACCAAGACCAGGACCAGAACCAAGACCAGGACCAGAAUCAGAACCAGGAAAAGAACCAAGACCAGGAAAAGAACCAAGACCAGGACCAGAACCCAGACCAGGACCAGAACCAGGAAAAGAACCAAGACCAGGACCAAAACCAAGACCAGGACCAGAAUCAGAACCAGGACCAGAACCAGGAAAAGAACCAAGACCAGGACCAAAACCAAGACCAAGACCAGGACCAGGACCAGGAAAAGAACCAAGACCAGGACCAGGAUCCCCAAGGAGCCACAGAGGAAGCUCCUGAGAGCGGCCAGCAGGGGGAGCCAGAGGAGGAGGAGGUGGCAGGCGGGGAUGAGGGGGAAGAGGGAAAGUGACAUCAUCACAGUGCUUCCCCUUGGACUCUGACGACCCACCGCGCUCGGGUCAAACCACAGAAGAAGAAUCAGGACAGGGUGGACUGUGAUUGGACUGCUGCUCAGGUGGGCAGAGCCAGACUAACAUGCUGAUGCCAAUCAGAGGAAGGUUCUGGUUCUGCCUGCUGGGUUCUGGAGAAGCUUCAGGAAGAUUGGUUGCCAUGGCAAUGGAUUGGUCCUCUAGCCCCUCCUGGUGGAAGUCUGUCACUGCAGCCUCAUAACAGCCAUGAAGCUCUACCACAAACAGAACCGGGUCACCCUGAACAUCUGGACCUUCUGAUGGUGGCAGAAACAUUUGAAUGAGCCAAUCACUGUUGAGCUGCUGCAUCAUUUCCUGUUUCACUGACGUAGCCAAUCACAGGUUGUUACUUUGGUGGAAAAUGAUUUUAUUCUGGAAAGUGUUGUUUCUACUUCCUGCUGUACUGUAAGGGGGCGGGGCCCCAGACAGUUUGGACCAAUCAGAUGAGAGAAUAUUUAACUUUGUAUAUUCAUAUUUUACUGUUCCCAUAGAGACAGAGAAAUGUAGUAUUUAACAGCUGUGAUGUCGUCAUGGUGCGUCUGUGACAUCACAGUUUCCAUAGUGAGUCGCUUUGCUGCUGCUGUGAAAACGAAUUAAAACUGCUGAUCUGAGA
This is a messenger RNA of Xiphophorus hellerii (green swordtail), 3122 nucleotides long. RefSeq names its product 5'-AMP-activated protein kinase subunit gamma-2-like. The coding region runs from base 286 to 2451 and encodes 721 amino acids. Gene Ontology annotation, cellular component: nucleotide-activated protein kinase complex; cytoplasm; nucleus. Gene Ontology annotation, biological process: protein phosphorylation; regulation of catalytic activity. Gene Ontology annotation, molecular function: AMP binding; protein kinase regulator activity; protein kinase binding. The record is from RefSeq and is a predicted model, not a curated record. Lineage: Eukaryota; Metazoa; Chordata; Actinopteri; Cyprinodontiformes; Poeciliidae. The transcript is spliced from 15 exons.